Messenger RNA from Gongylonema pulchrum, 675 nucleotides. NCBI's taxonomy places the organism in Eukaryota, Metazoa, Nematoda, Chromadorea, Rhabditida, Gongylonematidae. The record is from the annotation of a GenBank genome assembly.
ACAUCAUAUGUGGCAACUGUUAGCCACAGCGAGGACUCCGUUGAUUGUGCUGAGUUAAGCAAAUUUUACUGUCUCUUCGGCCUCGUUCGAAAUUCGAUUUUAGCAAAAAUUUUUGCAGAUUACUGUGAAGAGGAUGCACUCGGAGCAACACACAAAUCGAAAAGAAUGCGAACCAGUUUUAAGCACCACCAACUGAGGACAAUGAAAAGUUAUUUCAAUCUGAAUCAUAAUCCGGAUGCAAAGGAUCUCAAGCAGCUAGCACAAAGAACUGGACUCACGAAGAGGGUCUUACAGGUUUGGUUUCAAAACGCACGAGCAAAAUUCCGGCGCAACAGUAUGCGGCACCGAGAAGCAUCGAGCAGUUCACCUCACGGACCGCAUCUCGUAAGCACCCGAUGUGAUAAACCGGUAAACUCAGUCAUUCUUGAGUCCACUUUCUAUAAGACUGCCGCACUUGGCCUUGGUGUGACGUGCAACUCAGUGGGUGGCUCAGUUGAGGAUUCGAUAAUAUCGGUGAGUCCAGAGGAAGGCAGCCAGCGAGAAGAACAGUCCUGCAGCCCAGUGGAAGACGAUGAACUGAACCCCGGAAAAAUCGAAAACGAAUCUGGCCACUGCAAUAAUUCACCGGUGAAAUCACUAGCAGACUAUUUUGAAACAGAUCAUACACUACUAUAA